CCCCAGACAGCCCCACCGUGUCACAGCGUUGCGUCGCGGCGUGAUUUGACUGGCUUUUCUUCUCCCUUCUCGCUUGGUGUGAUCGGGUUUGGGGUUCAGAUUGGAUGGAGCCGUACUUCCUGUUCCACCGGGGUGUGCCCGAGGCCGUGCGCGAGGAGGAGGAGGACAUCGGCUCGCCGUCGGAGUCCGAGUCGCUGUCCACGUCGAGGGACUCCGCGGGCUCGUCGUCCGAACUGGACGACGACGCAAGCUCCUCCGGCUCGGACCACCACCGCCGCUUCGAGAUGUCCUCCCUCAUGACGCAGCUCCCCUUGAAGAGGGGGCUGUCCAGGUUCUUCGACGGCAAGUCGCAGUCGUUCGCCUCGCUGGCUGCGGUGGGUUCCCUGGAGGACCUGGCCAAGCCGCUCAGGAAGCGCCCCAAGCCGUCGCGUUGCUGCGGCGGGGGCCUCGACGCGCACCGCGGCCGCUUACUCUCGCCGCGCCGGCAUUGCACCAAGGCCGCCGCCGGCGCAGGCUCCAAGAAGGUGGUCGCGACACACUCGGUGCUCGGCGCCGCGCCGAGAAGGCCGCCGCUGGCCAUGCCGGCAAGGCCGGAGGGCGUGGCCGGCAAGGUUCUGGUCGUUAAUUAAGGGGUUCUUCGGCUUGGCUCGCUCAAGCUUCACAUUGACGGCGCGCAGGCACAGCCACGCGCCGCCGCAUCCACCUGCCUGAACAAACUCCCUGGGCAAUGGCGUGUUCACCUUUUGUUUGGUUUGUUGUUUUCCCAUGCGUUCUUGAUCCUUGCAGAGGGAGCUUUGUAAUGUAAAUCCACGGUUGAAUUAGAAUGGCUACUUGAAAUGGAAA
Molecule: messenger RNA, 843 nt
Organism: Phragmites australis (common reed)
Lineage: Eukaryota; Viridiplantae; Streptophyta; Magnoliopsida; Poales; Poaceae
Product: protein OXIDATIVE STRESS 3-like
Exons: 1
Coding region: 105-629 (174 amino acids)
Source: RefSeq, a predicted model, not a curated record